Rotaria sordida is the source of this 309-nucleotide messenger RNA. NCBI's taxonomy places the organism in Eukaryota, Metazoa, Rotifera, Eurotatoria, Philodinida, Philodinidae. The record is from the annotation of a GenBank genome assembly.
AUGGUUUCCUUGUUUAACUUUGGUCUUCUUGGUUUCUUUUUAUUCUUCAUCAUUGUUGUUCAAGCAAAACCUUUGUCUGAAUCAAAAAAUAAUUCAGACAACAAUAAAUCAACAAUAAAUUAUGAACAACUUUAUGAUCUUUAUAGAAGAAUGCGUUUAGAUCCACGUCUUGCUUCUGUAUCCAAUUAUGAUAUUCUCUUAUUUAUCACUCGAAAUUUCAUCCAUAAUAGACCAACUAAUAUUAAUUCUUUUAAUCAAAAAUAUUCCGAUCAAGAACGUUAUCGACAACAAAAUAAUAAAUUAAUUUGA